This is a messenger RNA of Aspergillus fumigatus Af293, 846 nucleotides long. The record is from RefSeq and is a predicted model, not a curated record. NCBI's taxonomy places the organism in Eukaryota, Fungi, Ascomycota, Eurotiomycetes, Eurotiales, Aspergillaceae.
AUGACCCUCAAAUAUCUCAUUACCGGAGCUACAGGCGGUCUUGGCAAAGAAGUCCUCGCCUACUUCGAAGCCAACCGUCCCUCCUCAGAAUAUGCGGCCGCUUCCUCGAGGGAGUCGAAUCGGAAACAAUUCGAAGAACGAGGAAUUGCCUUUCGCCAUGUAGACUAUGAUGACCCGCGCACGCUCGAUGCCGCGUUUCCGGGCGUCGAGAACCUCUUCUUUGUCAGCACUAAUGUCUUUGACAAUGAGAAGCGCAUCAAGCAGCAUCGGAAUUUCGUGGAGGCUGCCAAGAGAGCGGGGGUUAAACACUUCACUAACCAUUCCAGGUCGGGACUCACAUUCACCUCGAUUCGCGAAGGAGUCUACGCCGAUGCAUUCCCGCUGUUUAUCAACUGGUAUCCUGACACCACCACCGUGUCCCUCCCCGCCGACGGACGCUGCGCUUUCACCCUGCGAAAGGAACUCGGCGAGGCCAACGCCCGAUUGAUGCUCCAGGGUGGCCACGAGAACGAGAUCGUCCUCCUGACCGCAGGGGAGACCAUCAGUUUCGCCGAGACGGUGGAUGUCAUUAACGAGACGACGGGGCGGAACGUCCGAUUCCAGAUUGUCUCGCCGGAGGAGUAUGUCCGCUUGAGCGCAGCAAACGACCAGGGAGGCAAGCCCGCCGAGUUCUUCCAGGCGCUGGUGAGCUGGUACGACAGUGUUGCGCAGGGGGAAAUCAGCCAUACCCAUCCGUUGAUGAAGGAGGUGCUGGGGCGGGAGCCCACCACGCCGCGGGAGGCGAUUCGGGGGUUUUUGCUGGAGAAUCGGGACUAUACAUGGCAUCAGAAUUAUGUCAAUAAGUAA